GCCGGAGCAGCGUACACGGAACGGCAGCCAUCCACUGCACGGACACCGCGGAGCUCCAACCGCUUCAACCCGCAGAAAUGCCUCCCGAAGACCCCUCGCAGCCGCCGAACGCUCAGCCUUGGGCGCACACUGUCCUGUUCCUCCACUGAUAACGGAAUGAACGCGUUAAAAUGGCGAGGUUUUGAGUUUCACUGUCCUGUUUCGCUCGGCGCAGCGAGGCAGCAGAGGUUUCCCCGAAGUUGUCGCACUAGCAGGACGAGGACGCGUGUGAAGGAUCGGCGUUAAAGGAGCAGUACGACCCGUUGCUGCUGCCGCUGCUGCUGCCAUGGAGAACAAGGAGAAGGACAAGGAGAAGGAGAAAGAGAAGGAGCUGAGCGACCUGGAGCGGGACCGGCAGUACUGUGAACUAUGUGGGAAAAUGGAGAACCUGCUGAAAUGUGGCCGUUGCCGGAGCUCCUUCUACUGCAGCAAGGAGCACCAGAAGCAGCACUGGAAGAAACACAAGCUGAGCUGCAAGGAGACGGACAACAAGGCUCAGCUGAAGCAGAAACCCGGGGGGGACGACGACAACAGCAAGCCAGCGAAAGAGGAGACAAACCGGGAAAACGAGAGCCCCGAGCGGGCGGAUCCCUCGAGCACAGAAGCCGAGGAGAAGGAGCCGGAGGACGGCUCCACCAGCCCCGCCAACCCCGCCACUCCCAACGGGCAGAGCAGCAUGGCAUCCCCGCAGAAACUCGCCAUGGAGUGCAUCGUCCCGUGCAUGAACAAGCACGGCAUCUGCGUGGUGGACAACUUUUUAGGAACAGAUGUCGGGGUGGCUAUUUUGGCCAACGUCAAGGCCCUGUACAAGACUGGCAGGUUCACUGACGGCCAGUUGGUCAGUCAGAAAAGUGACUCCACUAAAGACAUCCGAGGAGACAAAAUCACAUGGAUAGAGGGCAGGGAGCCCGGCUGCGAGAAGAUCCUCUUCCUCAUGAAUCGCAUGGACGAUCUGGUCAGACAUUGUAAUGGCAAACUGGGAAACUACACUAUAAAUGGAAGGACAAAAGCAAUGGUGGCAUGUUACCCUGGAAACGGAACAGGCUAUGUGCGCCAUGUGGAUAACCCCAAUGGCGAUGGACGGUGUGUCACAUGCAUAUAUUACCUUAAUAAAGAUUGGACUGCUAAGGAACAUGGUGGCCUUCUUCGAAUCUUCCCAGAGGGAAAGGCCCAGUUUGCCGACAUAGAGCCAAAAUUUGACCGUCUGCUACUUUUCUGGUCAGACAGACGGAACCCUCACGAGGUUCAACCCGCUUUCGCUACGAGGUAUGCCAUCACAGUGUGGUAUUUUGAUGCAGAUGAGCGAGCCAGAGCUAAAGAAAAGUACUUAACAGGAGAAAAAGGAGUAAAAGUUGAACUAGCGAAAUCAUCGGAUCCCAGCUAGUAGAAGGACUGCGUCCCUCAAAAACCAACCAUUAAGUGCUCUGUCCUAAGAAAGUGGCCUCGAGAGAGCGUGGGUUUGCGUCUUACGCCGUAAGACAGCGGACUUUUGCUCGAGUGGGUGGAUCCAUACUUCUGGAGACAAGACAAUUAUACAAUUUUUGUUCAUUUUCAGUUACCUUGGGCAGCCCAGCAGACCUUGAAUGUCAUAACAUUGUACUUAAAGGGAUUGUAUGUUCUUUUCUCUCACACCAUGUUUUUGAUGGAGGAUGCAUUAACAUUACAGCUUACACUUACAGAAAAGGCUUCAAAAAGGAAUUAAGCUCAGAGAAAAUCUUCAUCAUACUCUUAUGUAUUGGUUUUUUCCAGUUUAUUCCGUAAAGGUACAGUGUCCUGCAUAUGCAUCAUGUAUAAUGCCUUUCACGUUCGAAUGGGCUAAAAUAAGCUACUGUAUGUGCUUGAGUUUGCAAUAAUUUGAGCAAUCAUUUGAAUUAAAACACCCUAUUUCUGACAGAA
This is a messenger RNA of Cololabis saira (Pacific saury), 1935 nucleotides long. RefSeq names its product egl-9 family hypoxia-inducible factor 1a (gene egln1a). Gene Ontology annotation, molecular function: ferrous iron binding; L-ascorbic acid binding; peptidyl-proline 4-dioxygenase activity. The transcript is spliced from 5 exons. The record is from RefSeq and is a predicted model, not a curated record. Gene Ontology annotation, biological process: cellular response to hypoxia; peptidyl-proline hydroxylation to 4-hydroxy-L-proline. NCBI's taxonomy places the organism in Eukaryota, Metazoa, Chordata, Actinopteri, Beloniformes, Belonidae. The coding region runs from base 326 to 1423 and encodes 365 amino acids. Gene Ontology annotation, cellular component: nucleus; cytoplasm.